Messenger RNA from Python bivittatus (Burmese python), 2065 nucleotides. RefSeq names its product cytochrome P450 2F3-like. Lineage: Eukaryota; Metazoa; Chordata; Lepidosauria; Squamata; Pythonidae. The record is from RefSeq and is a predicted model, not a curated record. Gene Ontology annotation, cellular component: intracellular membrane-bounded organelle; cytoplasm. Gene Ontology annotation, biological process: xenobiotic metabolic process; epoxygenase P450 pathway. Gene Ontology annotation, molecular function: oxidoreductase activity, acting on paired donors, with incorporation or reduction of molecular oxygen, reduced flavin or flavoprotein as one donor, and incorporation of one atom of oxygen; iron ion binding; heme binding.
UCCUUUGUAGCACCUCUUCUGUCCCUGAACUUCACCCUGUCCUCCACGUGAGCUGUUGUGGACGAGGCCACCACAGAGGUCCCUGCAGAAUAGAGAUUUUACUGCUGAAUCUGCAGUCUGCAAUAAAUGUAGCUAAAAGUGGUACCAGACUGAUAUUCCCAGGCUCUCUAGCAGUUCUCCAUGGAGCUGGUCCCUCUUUCGCCACCACCGCUGCUGCUGCUGCUGCUGCCGCCGCUCUGUGUCUUCUGCAUCUACUUCACGUUGACAUGGAGGAAGAAGGGAGUUAAAGGCCCCCUGCCCCCUGGGCCCACCCCAUUCCCCAUCCUGGGGAACUUCCUCCAACUGGACCGAAAGAAUAUGGUCAAGUCCCUGAUGAAGCACUCACGUGUUUCUUGGCAGAUGAGCGAGGUGUACGGCCCAGUGUUCACCGUGUACCUGGGACUGCAGCGGGUCGUGGUCCUGUGUGGCUACCAAGCAGUGAAGGAGGCCUUGGUGGAUCAGGCAGAGGAGUUCAGUGGGCGAGGGCAGCUGCCAGCCUUCUCCAAGGACUUCAACCAGCAUGGGAUUGUGUUUGCCAACGGGGACCGCUGGCAGCAGCUCCGGAGGUUCACCCUCACCACCCUGCGGAACUUCGGGAUGGGGAAGAGGUCCAUUGAAGAGCGGAUCCAAGAGGAGGCCCAGUGCCUGGUGGAGGAGCUCCAAAAGACGGCAGGGACGCCCUUUGACCCCACCUUCCUUCUUAGUCGAGCUGUCUCCAACAUCAUCUGCUCCAUUGUGUUUGGGAAUCGGUUUAAGUACAACAAUGAAAAAUUCCUCACGUUGAACAAGCUGAUAACGGAACGUUUCCGCAUUGCAAGCUCAGCCGAAGCAGCGCUCUACAACAUCUUCCCGGAGAUCAUGGAGAAGAUCCCUGGAGCACAUCACGCAGGCAACAAAUGCUCUCAGCGCAUCAUCAGCUUCAUAAAGGAGAGGAUCCAGAUGCAGCAGGUCUUGCUGGACCCUUGCGCCCCCCAAAAUUACAUUGAUUGUUUCUUGGCAAAGAUGGAGCAGGAAAAGCACAACCCAGAUUCUGAAUUCUGUAUGGAGAAUUUGGUCAUGGCCACAUUCAAUUUGUUCUUUGCUGGGACAGAAACGAUCAGCACCACCUUGAGAUACAGUUUCCUCCUCCUGAUGAAGUACCCGCAGGUGCAAGAAAAGCUUCAUGAGGAAAUUGACCGGGUGAUUGGACCAGGCCGCUCACCCGCGGCUGAGGACAGGAGGAAGAUGCCCUACACGGAGGCGGUCCUGCACGAGGUCCAGAGGUUCAGCGACAUCCUGCCCAUGAGCCUUCCCCACGCAGUCACUCGGGACACCCACUUCAGGGGAUACGUCAUCCCGAAGGGGACAUAUAUCUACCCUCUACUCAGCACGGUGCACUAUGACUCUGAGCAUCACGCCAGCCCUGAGCAGUUUGACCCCGGGAGAUUCCUGGACAGCCAUGGCCGUUUCAAGAGGGCAGAUGCCUUCAUGCCGUUCUCAGCAGGGAAGCGCCUGUGCCUGGGCGAGGGACUGGCCCGCAUGGAGCUGUUCCUCUUCUUCACCGCCAUCCUCCAGGCCUUCACUCUCACAUCACCGGAGCCCCUGGGCGAGGUCAGCAUCGUGCCCGAUGCCAGUGGCGUCAGCCGGGUGCCCAUGAGAUACCAGAUGUUGGUGCUGCCACGCCAAUCUUGAUAGCCUGCUUUCCGGCCACGUUUUGCCUCCCAUCACACCCUCUUCAAAUGCUGUGAGAGGUUCCCUUUAGCAGCGCACUUCAUUGGCAGCAAAUUCUUGGGACCAGCACCUGAUGCCACUUUUCGCUCCCUCGAGGGCGUGGCUGCUGCCUCCCCCGACCAUCGCCCCGGCUGUCAAAAUCUGGGAAAUGCUGCUCUGGGAACCGGCACCCGGAGCCCAUUGGCCGUUUGGAGUCCAGAGCAGUUUCCUUUCCAAAGGGGCAACACAGCCGCUCCAUAUGUUUAUGGGGGGGGGCUUUUCCCGCAGCCUGCAAAUGCAAACAGUGCUUGGAAUAAAAUGUGCUAAUUUCGACAAG